Molecule: messenger RNA, 726 nt
Organism: Diaporthe batatas
Lineage: Eukaryota; Fungi; Ascomycota; Sordariomycetes; Diaporthales; Diaporthaceae
Exons: 2
Coding region: 1-726 (241 amino acids)
Molecular function (GO): hydro-lyase activity
Source: RefSeq, a predicted model, not a curated record
AUGUCCUCUCCAUACUGGAUCCAGACUGAAGACUGGCACACCGCAGGCGAGCCCUUCCGCAUCGUCGCCGAGCUCCCCAUAAACGCACUUCCCAAUGCUCCCUCUGUGGCGGAACGCCGCCUCACGAUACUCAAGAACCCCGACCAUCCUCUCAACAUUCUCCGCCAGCAACUAUGCCUGGAGCCUCGAGGUCACUCGGACAUGUACGGAGGCUUCAUCACCCCGCCCAACGACUCCGGCGCGCACUUUGGUGUGCUCUUCUGGAACGCUGAGGGAUUCUCCACCGCGUGUGGCCAUGGGACGAUCGCGCUGGGGUACUGGGCCGUCACGAAAGGGCUGGUAGAGGCUCCACAGGGGGCGGAUGGGACUGUAGAUGUUGUUGUCGAUGUCCCAUCUGGCCGGGUUGUUGCUAAUGUUUUUGUCAAGGAUGGGAAACCUGUCCAUGCGGACUUUGUCAACGUGGCCAGUUACCAGCUAGAGAAGGGGUUGUCGGUGGAUGUCCCCUCGCGGGGCGUCAGUAUCAUUGCCGGCUUGGCUUUUGGUGGCGCAGUCUACGCCACUGUCGACGCAGCUCAACUCGGCCUGAGGGUCGAGCCGAAGAAUGCAAAUGAGUUUGUUGCGCUGGGAAGGGAGGUCAAAAAAGCCCUGGGUGCAAGGGCCUGUUACGAUCGAUCGAUCUCCCUGUGGCUCUGGGACUUGUGCAAGGCUGGCGAUGCUGUUAGCUGA